Molecule: messenger RNA, 976 nt
Organism: Cylas formicarius (sweet potato weevil)
Lineage: Eukaryota; Metazoa; Arthropoda; Insecta; Coleoptera; Brentidae
Gene: bug
Product: thioredoxin domain-containing protein 15
Exons: 2
Coding region: 134-931 (265 amino acids)
Biological process (GO): cilium assembly
Cellular component (GO): cilium
Source: RefSeq, a predicted model, not a curated record
UCUCCAUUGUAGCUAGUAACAUUAAAAAAAGAAUAUAUAGGUUAGGUCCAGUAAUGUUUAGGUGUAUACUGUUUUUAUUGUAUAAAUUAAAAUAGAUCAUAGGUGAUUCAGGAUUAAUCGGAAAAUAUGCAAAAUGAUGUUAAUCAAUUUCGUUGGUUUGUUUCUACUAGGAGUUCAUGGAACUGAUGUUCUUCCUGAACCAGAACGAAUAAUGGAAAGUGAAGCAAAUACUGUCCAUAAUGUUAAGCCUGCAGAUAUCUUUAGUCCAAAUAGCACGGUUCCCUCCGCAAACACGACUACCACAAAUAAUACCAAUAAGGUUGUAAAUUGCCAAACUGGAUUGAAUGGAUCUGCAGUGCAAUUAGUGAAUGAUACAGAACUAAUAAAACUCUUGGUGCCUGAUCCAAAAUUAUCAUCCGAUCGGGAUGCCUGGGCUCCAUGUAUUGCUGUGUUGUUUUACUCCAAAAAUUGCCCUUUCUCCAGCAUGGCUGCUCCACAUUUUAAUGCUCUGCCCAGAGCUUUUCCAGAUGUCAGAAUGGUCGCCAUCAAUGCUAUGCGCUAUCAUUUAUUUAACACCCAGAAUGGAAUUGUCGGGGUUCCAACCCUACUUCUUUUUCACAAUGGCAAGUCUGUAGGAAGAUACAACUCAUCAGAAUAUACCUUAGAUUCAUUCUCCAAAUACAUUACCCUGCACACCGGUAUCGAACCUAUCACAAAUGUGGCGGUAACGUCGGCAGACUUCUCUGGACCCGUUGUCAGCUCACCAUCUAAAGAAUCUGACAUGUUUUGCCUGUUAUCCUGGCUGUUUAUCAUUACAUGUUCUGGAUACUAUUUUACGAAGUCCCAAUGGUGGAUUUGGAUUGUUGAGACUAUUCAGCGGAACUGGAGAGACUCGGAGGUACACGCUCAGCAACAUGAACAUGAAGAUUAAUUUUGAUUUUUUAAAGUUAAAUGGUGAUUAUAUGUUACUACCAAA